CAUUUUCAUUAUUCAUAUCCGCAGUCUUUCACAUCUGUGCAUUCUUCGAUUCUUCGCCGGAAAAUCUAAUGGUGCUCACGAACUUCAAUGGUGCCGGAAUCGGAUUUGGUUUUGGGAUUGGUUGCGGUUUCGGGGUAGGAUGGGGUUUCGGUGGGAUGCCCCUAAAUUUCUUAGGUCUUGGUGCAGGUGGAGGUUGUGGCGUUGGAGUAGGCCUUGGAUGGGGAUUUGGAACCGCGUUUGGCAGCAAGUACCGGAACUCUAGUGUUACGUUUGAAGGCAGUGAUUUUCAUAGUAAAGAUGGUAGCAAAGGUAGAGAAUCAAAAGAUUCAAGCAAAAGCACUAGGAAAACUCAUGCUUCUCAAUGACUUUUCUUUAGACAUUUCUUACCGAUCCUGUGAUGCAACAAGUUUUAUCGCAUGAGUGUGACUUAGAUUCAGUGUUCAUUAGUGUAAGAAUGAUUGAUUCCUCUUUAUACAUUAUGAAAGCUAAUGAUCAGCAAUCUACACUCUGU
This is a messenger RNA of Ipomoea nil (Japanese morning glory), 511 nucleotides long. Its product is annotated as protein TRIGALACTOSYLDIACYLGLYCEROL 5, chloroplastic. The transcript is spliced from 4 exons. The record is from RefSeq and is a predicted model, not a curated record. Lineage: Eukaryota; Viridiplantae; Streptophyta; Magnoliopsida; Solanales; Convolvulaceae. Bases 69 to 365 code for a protein of 98 amino acids.